Messenger RNA from Gastrolobium bilobum, 1612 nucleotides. RefSeq lists its product as uncharacterized. The record is from RefSeq and is a predicted model, not a curated record. Gene Ontology annotation, molecular function: ubiquitin protein ligase activity; ubiquitin-like protein conjugating enzyme binding. The transcript is spliced from 2 exons. Gene Ontology annotation, biological process: ubiquitin-dependent protein catabolic process. Gene Ontology annotation, cellular component: endoplasmic reticulum. Bases 149 to 1420 code for a protein of 423 amino acids. NCBI's taxonomy places the organism in Eukaryota, Viridiplantae, Streptophyta, Magnoliopsida, Fabales, Fabaceae.
AAUGAAACAAAUCGGAACGCUCAUCAUAUGUCGGAGUGUUUUGUCUCUGAAAUCAAACAAAUCGAAACGCUUGUCCUCGCUGAUUUGCCUAACUUCAACGGAGGAAUAACCAUCCAAUUCAUCCACAUGUCAAUGGAUCUUGAUACAUAUGAAAUAUGAUGUUGAUGGCAUAAACCUGAAAAAAGAACUCAAGUUGUAUAGAAUGGAGCUUGAUUUGAAUGAGGAGCCUUUGGACCCAACUCAUAGUUCAGUUGUUGAAUUUGAUUCUAUAUUGGAUGAACUAGAAUCUGCCCAUGGAGAUAUACAGGACCGUAUUAGACACCUUGAAGCAGUGACUUCCAGAGCUAGGCAGCGUCAGAGGUGGCCGUCGGUUCACUCUCCGAUUCAGAUAACCAACUUUACGGGAGGAUCCGCAGCAGAUAAUGCUCAAGAUGAAGGAAUGGAGCAUCAGGAAGUUGAAGAAGGAAUAGUUGAAAGUGGGAAAGGGGUCAAUGGGAAGGGUUCUCAUUUAAUAGCUAAAGCAUUGGGUGGGGUGGAAACAGAUGCCUGCAAGGCAGGGGGCAGCACUGGAAAUCUUUUUGAUUGUAAUAUAUGCUUUGGCAAGGCAAGAGAUCCUGUUUUGACAUGUUGUGGUCACUUGUUUUGUUGGCCAUGCUUCUAUCAGUUGCCAUAUGCUUAUUCAAAGGCUACGGAAUGUCCUGUGUGCAAUGGAGAGGUCACUGAAACAGGUAUUAUUCCAAUUUAUGGCAAUGCAAGUGGCAGUAGCAAAUGUCAGGAUGAAUUAAAAGAAGCUGGUUUGAGAGUUCCAUCUCGACCUCGAGCUCCUAGAAUUGAGAGUACUAGGCAGCAGCUAAUAAGCCAAGGAGCAUCAUCUUCUUCUGUGAUCCGAAAUAUUCGGCAGUUUCAUAACCUUGUUAGCGGAUUAGGAGAGCAAGUUCAGUCAGAAAGGCCCAAUACUGCAACUGAUAGAAACAGUAUUUUGCUUUCUCAAUCUCGCCUGCGGACAGACAGUAAUCAACAUACUGUUUCCCAUCCAGUUUCAAGGUUGUUCGUACAAGGAGCUGCUUCAUUUUCAUCCCUUUCAUCAGCAUUAAAUUCUGCAAUGGAUUCUGCAGAAAGAUUAGUUGAGGACCUUGAAUCUCAUAUGCAUGAUCACCAGGUAGGAGGAAGCAGGCAGUCGAAUCCUCGUGCUGUUAAUAGAAAUUCAACUUUUAGAGAUGCUGCUACAAAUCUGCCAGAGAGUCUUGCUCGAGAUGUUACUGCAACGAAUUCCACAGCCGCAGCUUAUGUGCCUCCUUCAAGUAGGAAUGUUGACACAAUUGCUGUUUUAGGCUCAGAGACAACACAUAGGAGGAGAAGAAGAAGAACUGAGGUUUUAAGACGAUUUUCAACUGCGCCCAGAAGAAGGAGGCCAAGAUGAUGGUCUUUUAUGUUACAUAUAUCAUAUAGAUCAUAUUGAUGGAAGGUUCCUAGUUUAUACCUGUACUGCAAUUUGUUUGUCAUACAAAAUUCAGUUUCUUUGUCUGCAACAAAUAUGUUUUUUAAUUUAUGUAAAAAGUGUAAACAACCAUUUCGUGCAAUUUGUAUGACAUAGCCAAUUUUAUUUAACGGA